This is a messenger RNA of Protopolystoma xenopodis, 1833 nucleotides long. The record is from the annotation of a GenBank genome assembly. NCBI's taxonomy places the organism in Eukaryota, Metazoa, Platyhelminthes, Monogenea, Polystomatidea, Polystomatidae.
GCGCCGGCCGCCGGCGAGAUGGCGACUCAAACGACCAACGGCGAGGCCAAGUUGUCGGCGACGGCGACGGCGACGGCGAUGGUGCCAGAGACGGGCGUCGAGGCGGUUGGUGCCGCCUGCCCGAUCUUCUUCAAGAAGCCGCCCACCUCGUUCGUCUCCUCUCAGGAUUGGAGUCUGUACGUGCGAAUUUGCUGCCACCUGCGGCAGGUGAAGACGCAGUUCGGCCUGUCUGAGGAGGAGGCGAGCAAGUGGUUGCCCUCCGGCUCGGCCAAUCGGCGCAAGAGCAGCUGCAUCCUCCGCCUCGUCGCCUCCUUCAACCGGCUCUACUGCGAGUACGCCAACGUCUGCGACAGUUACGUCCGCAACCUGGCCUCGUCCUCCUCCUCCUCCUCGCUCCUGGCGGCCGCCGCCGUCGCCAAGGCCCUGCCGGUGGCGUCCGGCCUCGGGCCGGCCUGUCCUCGUUGUCGGGUCAACCGGAAGGGGGAUCGCGUGUAUCUGUGCCGUCGACACCGACGACCCUCUGGCGAGUCCGGGCCCGGGCCCGAUUUGGCGGGUGGCGACCGUGGGGCCUGCUUCUUCGAGGAGACGCCCGAGGCGUGUACCGACAAGACGCUGCUCGACGGGCCGCCCAGCGCCAGCACUUUGGCCAACACCGAGACCACCUCGAUCCUCCUCAACUCGCCGCACCCGUCGCUGGUGAGCCGGUCGGCCUCGCAGUUCACGCAAACCUCGCCGGGCCUCGGAGCCGUCGUGCUGCAGCGCUCGGAGCCGCGGCGGCCCAACACCUCGCCCCGCCCGAACACCGGCUCCCGGGCCUCCUGUUUCGAUUGGUGCUUCGCACAGCCGCCCUGCCCGGCCGGCGGUUGCCUCGGGCCGGAGGGGCGCGAGGCGCGUCGUGAAGACGAGUACUACGACGAGAUCCGGCGCCAGCCGAACCGGGCCUCGAUCCACGUCUUCCAGUGCCGCCAGCUCGAGUCCCGCCUCGAGCACCGCGCCCGCGUGCCCGCGACUUGGCUGCCCCGGGCCGAGGGUGCGAGCCGCGACUCGCUCGUCUCCAUUCGUCUGCCCAUCGCCCUCGAGCUCCUCCUGCCGCGGAUGCAACGGCAAAUCGAGGAGGUCAUGUCGGCCUGCCGCUUCAUCUUCGACCCCCUCGAGGUGGCCGCCGAACUCCGUCUCUCCAACUACACCACAGACGGUUGCAUUCACUUUUUCGAGCGGACCCGCCUCCUGCGCGACGUGAUUCAGGAGUUUCUGCCCAAACGUCCGCCCCCCCAGGCGGCAAGAUCGCCCGACGAAGAGCCCCUCGACGCGCAGCAUCACCAAGCCCAGCAACAAUGCCGGGCACUGGCGGGCCCCCACGCCGGCGAGCAGAAGGCGAGUGGCGACGGCGAGCCAGCGCUUCUGCCGGGCCCCGGCGACAGCACCUUUUGCCUCACCAACGAAGAGGUGGCCAAGGCGAUGCUGCAACUGCAGAAACAGCCAUCUGGUCGGGUGGUUGGAGCAAUUCGUCCCAAGUUGUCCUCGUUUUUGGUCAAACCUACAGCCCUGCGCAUAAACGGUUUCAUGUGCAAGGCGUGUGAUUCUAUUUCCUCUUUAGCCUACCACAACUCUGCCCAUUUCGACAGGACCCUGCUCACUCCAUGUCCAAACGCCAAACCAAGAAUGCAUGAGGAGGAGGAGGAGGAGUGCGUCUGUCCGAGCUGUGCCGGUGCAGCGUCCAAUCUCGACAUGCCAACCAUUCGACCAAGCUGCCACGAGAGUGCCCUUGGGCUACUGGGCCGGCGUGGAUUUCAGACAAGCCUAGGCCUCUUCCUGGAGGGUGGUACCUUUUGA